Hordeum vulgare subsp. vulgare (domesticated barley) is the source of this 2508-nucleotide messenger RNA. Its product is annotated as probable protein transport Sec1a. Lineage: Eukaryota; Viridiplantae; Streptophyta; Magnoliopsida; Poales; Poaceae. Bases 201 to 2192 code for a protein of 663 amino acids. The record is from RefSeq and is a predicted model, not a curated record. Gene Ontology annotation, biological process: intracellular protein transport; vesicle-mediated transport. Gene Ontology annotation, cellular component: plasma membrane; secretory granule. The transcript has 21 exons. Gene Ontology annotation, molecular function: syntaxin binding.
CCUUCCCUUCCCUUCCCCCUCCGACCCCCCGCGGCGGUGGCGAGCAACCUCGGCGUGCAGCAGAUUCCCUCCCUCCCCCUCCCCCUCUCUCGCCUUUCCUUCAUCGCCGCUGCCCCCUCCCCGCAAGCCGGCACGCGCAGCGCGCUCCGCCCCGCAAGCCGGCACGGUCGCCCGUCCCAACCCUAACCAGCGCGGCGGCGAUGUCGACGGACUCCGACACCUCCUCGCGCGGCGGCGGCGGCAGCUUCCGCGAGAUCACCAGGGACCGUUUAUUAAAUGAAAUGUUAAGAUCAACUCGGAACAAAGGAUCAACGUGGAAGGUUCUUAUCAUGGAUAAACUUACUGUCAAGAUAAUGUCAUCUUCGUGCAAGAUGGGAGACAUCACAGAACAAGGGGUUUCAUUGGUUGAGGACCUAUACAAACGGAGGCAACCGUUACCAUCAAUGGAUGCAAUUUAUUUCAUGCAACCUAUUAAAGAAAAUAUUCAAAUAUUUAUGUCCGACAUGUCAGGGAAACGUCCAUUGUACAAGAAAGCCUAUAUAUUUUUCAGUUCUCCCAUUCAGAAAGAAUGGGUGCCUCAAAUAAAGAAGGAUUCAAGUGUUUCAACACGCCUUGGUGGACUCAGUGAGAUGAACUUGGAGUACUUCGCUGUUGAUAGCCAGGGCUUUGUAACUGACCAUGACAAGGCUCUAGAAGAGCUUUUCACUGAAAAUGAAGAAGGUUCAAUGAAUUACAAUUCAUGCAUUAACACGAUGGCCACUCGCAUUGCUACUGUAUUUGCAUCAAUGAGGGAAUUUCCUCGUGUGCACUAUCGCGUCGCUAGGACAAUUGAUGCUUCUACUUUGACAACUCUACAAGAUUUAGUCCCCACAAAGCUUGCAGCUUCUGUGUGGAAUUGCAUGGCGAGAUAUAAAUCAACAAUACCUGAAUUUCCUCAGACAGAGACAUGUGAAUUACUUAUUGUAGACCGUUCAAUAGACCAGAUCGCGCCUAUCAUGCAUGAAUGGACCUAUGAUGCAAUGUGUCAUGAUCUAUUGGGCAUGGAUGGUAACAAAUAUGUGCAAGAGGUGCCAAACAAGACUGGAUCAGGCACUGAGAAAAAAGAGGUCUUGUUAGAAGAUCAUGAUCCCAUAUGGCUUGAGCUUCGUGAUGUACAUGUAGCGGAUGCUAAUUUAAGACUGCAUGAGAAGAUGAGCAAUUUUAUAUCUAAAAAUAAAGCAGCUCAACUACACCAAGCAAGAGCUGGAGGAGAGUUAUCGACAAAAGAAUUGCAAAAAAUGGUCCGAGCUCUUCCACAGUAUACAGAUCAAAUCGAUAAGCUUUCCCUUCAUGUUGAGAUUGCAGAAAAGCUAUUUGGCAUAAUCAAACAACAGCAUUUGAAAGAUGUUGGCCAGCUCGAGCAAGAUCUUGUGUUUGGUAAUGCUGGCUCGAAAGAACUAAUCGAUUUCUUUAGGACACAUCAGGAUAUAAGUCGUGAAAACAAGCUGCGUUUGUUAAUGAUUUACGCUGCAAUUAAUCCAGAGAAGAUCCAGAGUGAGAAGGGAACAAAGCUGAUGCAGCUAGCCGGAUUAUCUGCCGAUGAUAUGAUCGCUGUGAAUAAUAUGCGUUGCCUAUGUGCUCAUGAAACUAAAAAGUCUUCAAAAGGUGGUUUUCCUUUGAAAUUUGAAAUACGCAAGAAAAAACGUGGUAUCAGAAAAGAACGAGUAGGGGAAGAAUCAACAUGGAUGCUGUCCCGGUUUUACCCCAUCCUGGAGGAUUUGAUCGAGAAACUUAGUAAAGGGGAGCUUCCAAAAGAUGAGUACCAUUGUAUGAGUGACCCUAGUUCUAGCUUCCGUGGGAUCUCAAGCAGCUUAUCCGCUCGAACAAGCCCAGCUCAUCAGCCAGCUCAAUCCAUGAGAUCCAGACGGACAGGUGGCACAUGGGCUAGGCCUCGCAACUCUGACGAUGGCUAUUCAAGCGAUUCUGUGCUGAAGCAUGCAUCAAGUGAUAUGAGAAAGUUGGGUCGGCGCUUAUUUAUCUUUGUAGUUGGGGGUGCUACUCGGUCCGAGUUACGUGCUGUCCACAAGCUGUCAUCGAAACUACAGAGAGAAAUUAUCCUCGGUUCCUCUAGCCUCGAUGAUCCAGCCAACUUCAUCACGAAACUGAAGAUGAUGUCAACCGAGCAGCUAUCGCUGGACGAUCUGCAAAUAUAACAAUAGGAGGGGAGGGGAAGAUGCACAUCGGUUGUAAUUAUCUACUGAUUUUCUCGGCCUCAGAUCUAGGUGUAGUUGACGAUUGGACGGACCGGAUGUUGGUUUCUCACAUAGGCUAGAAGGGGGGCUUGCUGUUCACUGGGCAGGGCGGGGCCUCCUUUUGGCAUCUCACGUAUUCAAGUGUGUACAUAGCAUUGGCUGGCAGCUGUAGCGUGUCUGAUGAUAUUUAUUGGACCAAUGGAACGGAGAUGUUCGUCGUUGUGUAUUGGCGGGAAGCAUUGGGAAUGUGUAAUGAGAGGCGUCUUCUUUUUCCUGA